Molecule: messenger RNA, 3714 nt
Organism: Nannizzia gypsea CBS 118893
Lineage: Eukaryota; Fungi; Ascomycota; Eurotiomycetes; Onygenales; Arthrodermataceae
Exons: 3
Coding region: 1-3714 (1237 amino acids)
Biological process (GO): nuclear division
Cellular component (GO): nucleus; cytoplasm
Molecular function (GO): mRNA binding
Source: RefSeq, a predicted model, not a curated record
AUGGCAUGGGGAGGAAGCAAACCACAGCCAUCUGCCGCCGGUUCUGCCUCUACUACCACCACUCCGGCUCCUGCUCCUACUCCGGCUUCAAUUCCCACUCCGGCUGCUUCUACCCCCAGACAGCUCGUCAUUCCGGGAAAACAUGUAGACCAGUUCCGCUUUGACUCGUCCCAGAUGCUGCCUCGCUCAGAGCUCAAGAAGCCCGUCUCUGACAUCCUCAGGGACAUCAGCAAGAAGUCCAAGGUCAGACUCGAGGUCAGGGAGGGUGCCGGUGGUGUCUACAUCUUCGAGGGCACCGGCAACGUCGACGCCGUCAGGCAGGCCUUGAAGGAGGUUGCCCAGCAGGUUGGCAGCACAAAGAAAUCGGUCAAGGUCCCGGUGCCGGCUUCGGCCAGACCACACAUCAUCGGCCGUCAGGGAGCCGUCAUCCAGGGCAUCCUCGACCGCACGGGAGCCCGCAUAGACGUCCCCAAGCCGGACGAGUCCAAGCCGCUCGACGACGACGACGAGGACAACACCAUCGAAAUUACCAUCGAAGGUGACGCCCUCGCGGCAGAGAUGGCCCGCAGAGAGAUCGAGGCCCGCGUCAAGGAACGCACCUCCAACAUCAGCCUCCGUCUCAAGACCGUCGCGCCCGAACUCUUCCCCUUUAUCGCCGGCCCACACAACCAGUCCAUCAGCAGGCUCGAGGAGCUCACCAAGACCCAGAUCCGUGUGCCCAAAUACCACACCUGGGGCCACCGUCCCCCUCCACAGGAGCCAUCCUCGGCCACAGCUGCCGUGGUAUACACUCCCGACCCAGACCAGCACAUCAUCAUCGUUGGUGAACGACAGGCUGCCCAGGAGGCCCGUACCCAGAUCGAGCGCAGAGCCCAGCUGCUGCAGAGACGCAUCACCCUGCGUCAGCUCGCCAUCAACCGCGGACAGCACCAAUUCAUCGUUGGCGACAAGGGUGACUCCCUGCACGACUUUUUGGCCUCGACCGGAUGUGCCAUCGUCCUGCCUCCACCAUCGGACGACACGGAGUUCCUCACCAUCACGGGCCCCGCAGAGAGCAUCGAGGCUGGUGUCAACCGCGCCAUGGAUCUGGCUACCAGCAUGCAGAUGGCCAACAUCGACGUCUCGCGCCAGCACCCCAACGCCCCCUGUGGCUCGGAUGUGCAUGCCCGCGCCCUGACGGCCUACCUCCAGCACCGCCGAGUCAUCGAGCAUCUCGAGAAGACUCACGAUUCCCACAUCGUCCUGCCCCUCGAAACGACUGCUGCCUCCUCAAACGCCCCCAUUACCUGGGAAGUCUACUCGCGAAACGGCAAAAAUACGAUCCUGGCACGCUCUGAUAUCAUGAACCUGAUCCAGGCCCUGCCCCCGUCAAAGCUGGCCACCGUGCCCGUCGAUCCGUACCUGCACGGAUACCUCCGCUCGCGUGGCCUGCCCCAGCUCAAGGAACAGUUUGGCGUCCACCUGGUCGUGCCUGAAACCGCUGCCCUACCCUCAUCCGAUGAUAGGCUAGUCAACCUUGUCCUCGCCUACGAGGGCCCAGAAGAAGUCACCGCCCAGAGCCCCUGUCUCAAACGUCGCCCCUCAAGCGAGGACGCCGCCGUUUUCCAGAAAGCCCUGCGUGAAGCGACGGAGUAUUUGCGCUCUGUCCUGGGUGAUCCCAGCGACGUCGCUUGCCAAUCUGUCCCCAUCCCGCCCAAAUACCAUGACAGACUGCGCCGUUACGUCGCCCAGGAUCAAGCCAGCUACGGCGAGACGCAUAUACCCGUCAGCCUCGCAUUCGCUGCUGCUGGUAACAGCAACAACGCUAGCAACGCCACUAUCCGCGGCCGGUCAACCGACGUAGAGAACCUGGUAGCUAAGCUAGCCACCUUUGUAGCCGACCAGGAACGCGAUGACCGUGAGCGCAACCACGUCACUACAUUCGACUUCCCUCAGAAAUACGCAAACUUCCUCAUCGGCAAACGAGGCGAAAACAUCAACAAGCUGCGUGACGAGUUCGACGUAGAUAUCAAAGUCGAAAACGGCAAGGUAGACAUCAAGGGACCCCCCGCAAAGGCCGCACUAGCAAAGACUCGCAUUCUUGCUCUGGCUAAGAAACUCGAAGACGAAGCUACCUAUGUUCUCAAGAUUGCACCACAGUAUCAUCGCGACCUUAUCGGCCAGAAGGGAAGCCAAGUCAACCGUCUCCAGGAACGGUACAACGUCCGCGUUCAAUUCCCUCGUGCCAACAACAGCAGCAACGUGGCAGACGACGUUUCCGUAGCCGACGCAAGCGAAGCCGCCGGUCCUACCAACGGCAGCGGUAACGGCAACGGCAACGCUCGUUCCCGCCCUGCCCAAGCAGCGGAUGAAGUCAUCAUCCGCGGUCCCAAGAAGGGCGCCGACAGCACCCGCGAUGAAAUCCUCUCGCUUUACCAGUGGCUUGUAGACCACUCGCAUUCAGCUGUUGUAUCGGUUGCUCGCGACCAGAUACCGUCCCUGAUUGGCCAGCGGGGACGAGAGAUGGAUAAGUUCCGUGCUGAAACGGGUGCGCAGAUUGACAUUCCUGGGCCCGAGGCUGCAGAGGGCGAGGCAGGAGCCAGAGUCGAGAUCCGUCUCAAGGGAACCAAGAAGCAGGUCGAGGAUGCGAAGAAGCUGCUUCUUGCUAGGGCCAGGGACUUUGAUGAGACAGUCACUCGUACCAUUGAGGUUGAUAAGAAGUACCACAAGGCUCUCAUUGGUGCAGGAGGCGCCCACAUACGUAAACUAAUCGUUGACUGCGGCGGGCCAGACGACACCACCGCAUCCCGCGUGGUGAAGUUCCCGCGUGCCGAAAGCGAUGAAACAACCAUCAAGCUCGAAGGCAAGGAGGCGGUCGUCACCAACCUAAUCAACGCAAUUGAAGAGUUCGUCCGCCAGAAGGAAGACCAGGUGACCGUCUCCCUUGACGUGCCUCAAUCGCAGCACCGCCAUCUCAUCGGCCGAGGAGGCGAAACCCGCCGCCAACUCGAAUCCCAGUUCAACGUGAUCCUAGACGUGCCCAAACAGGGCUCGAACCGGACCGACGUCAAAAUCAAGGGUCCCUCCGCGGCCGCUGAACAAGCCAAAUCACACAUCGAAACCAUGCUCAGGGACCAGCAGGGUGAAACGGUCGAAGUACCAGCUCACUUGCACCAUGUGAUAUCCGACAAUGGCGCGUUUUUCCGCCAGCUACGUAAUAACCAUCAGGUCACCGUUGAUCACGCAGGGCACAAAGUACCCGCCAGACCAUCCCCUGCAGCCAUUGAGUCGCGCUCAGAUUCAACCUCUCUCCCCCUCAUCACUGACGCAGACGAUAGCACGCCCGACACUUUCUCAUGGAAAGUCGUCGAGCCGGCCACCCCGUCUUCUGAGUCGGCUUCAACAACCAUCCCCUGGGUACUGUCCGGUUCGCCCGAGAACGUAUCCAAGGCCAAAGCACUGCUUAACACAGCUAUCGCCUCUGCCUCCCAGCCGUGCUGUACGGGAUACUUGAUCCUUCCUGAUCCCAAAACCUACCGUUUCGUUGUGGGUACGGGCGGCGCACAAAUCAACGCUAUCCGCUCCAAGACCGGAUGCAGGAUUAACGUCCCCAAGGGCCAGGCUGGCGGAGAAGCGAUUGAAGUCAAGGGCUCAAAAGACAACGUCGAGUUGGCUCGCGAGAUGAUUCUUGAUGCUGUCAAGGCCGGUCUUGCCGGCGCCGGGUCGAGGAGGUAG